CGGCGGCUACGGCUGGGAGACCCGGGCGGGAGCCCGCGGCACAGGCCGUGGCUUGUGCUGGGAGGGUGGCGGGGAGGGACGGAGGAGGAAGAUGGCGACGUCGGGGGCGAACGGGCCUGGCUCGGCCACGGCGUCAGCUUCCAAUCCGCGCAAGUUUAGUGAGAAGAUCGCGCUGCAGAAGCAGCGUCAGGCCGAAGAGACGGCGGCCUUCGAGGAGGUGAUGAUGGACAUCGGCUCCACCCGGUUACAGGCCCAAAAACUGCGACUGGCAUACACGAGGAACUCUCAUUACGGUGGUUCUCUGCCAAACGUAAACCAGAUUGGCUGUGGCCUGGCUGAGUUUCAGAGCCCCCUCCACUCACCUUUGGAUUCAUCCCGAAGCACUCGGCACCAUGGGCUGGUGGAACGGGUGCAGCGAGAUCCCCGAAGAAUGGUGUCCCCACUCCGCCGCUACCCCCGCCACAUUGACAGCUCUCCCUACAGUCCUGCCUACUUAUCUCCUCCCCCGGAGUCCAGCUGGCGGAGGACAAUGCCCUGGGGCAAUUUCCCUGCAGAGAAGGGGCAGUUGUUUCGACUACCAUCUGCACUCAACAGGACAAGCUCUGAUUCUGCCCUUCACACGAGUGUGAUGAACCCCAACCCUCAGGACACUUAUCCAGGUCCUGUACCUCCCAGUGUCCUGCCCGGCCGCCGUGGAGGUUACCUGGAUGGUGAAAUGGACUCCAAAGUCCCUGCUAUUGAGGAGCACUUACUAGAUGACAAGCAUUUGCUGAAGCCCUGGGAUGCUAAGAAGCUGUCCUCAUCCUCUUCCCGACCUCGGUCCUGUGAAGUACCUGGAAUUAACAUCUUUCCGUCUCCUGACCAGCCUGCCAGUGUGCCUGUCCUCCCACCUGCCAUGAACACGGGAGGCUCCCUGCCUGACCUCACCAACCUGCACUUCCCUCCACCACUGCCCACGCCCCUGGAUCCAGAGGAGACAGCCUACCCCAGCCUGAGUGGGGGCAACAGUACCUCCAAUUUAACCCAUACCAUGACCCACCUGGGCAUCAGUGGAGGCCUGGGCCUAGGCCUAGGCUAUGAUGCACCAGGACUUCAUUCACCUCUCAGCCAUCCAUCCUUGCAAUCCUCCCUAAGCAAUCCCAACCUUCAGGCGUCCCUAAGCAGUCCUCAGCCCCAGCUCCAGGGCUCCCACAGUCACCCCUCACUGCCUGCUUCCUCCUUGGCCCGCCAUGCACUGCCCACCACCUCCCUGGGUCAUCCCUCACUCAGUGCCCCAGCCCUCUCCUCCUCCUCGUCCUCCUCCUCUGCUUCAUCUCCUGUGCUGGGUGUCCCCCCUUACCCAGCUUCUACCCCUGGGACCUCCCCCCGCCACCGCCGUGUACCCCUCAGCCCCCUGAGUUUGCCCGCGGGCCCAGCCGACGCCAGAAGGUCCCAACAGCAGCUGCCCAAACAGUUUUCGCCAACAAUGUCACCCACCUUGUCUUCCAUCACUCAGAUUUCGUGGACUCAGAGAAGCUCAGAUCAUGAAGCCCAAUCCUUUCAUUUUAUAGACAUGGAGACUGGGGCCCAGAGGGGCGUUCCCCUGGACACCAGUAAACUGCCCACUGACCAGCGGCUGCCUUCAUACCCAUAUAGCCCCCCAAGUUUGGUUCUUCCCACCCAGCCACCCACCCCAAAGCCUCUACCGCAGCCAGGGCUGCCCUCUCAGGCCUGCUCAGUGCAGCCCUCAGCUGGGCAGCCCUCAGGCAGGCAGCCACACUAUGGGACACUAUACCCACCGAGCUCCAGUGGGCAUGGGCAGCAGUCUUACCAGCGGCCAGUGAGUGACUUCAACCUGGGGAACCUGGAGCAGUUCAGCAUGGAGAGUCCAUCAACCAGUCUGGCGCUGGAUCCCACUGGCUUUUCUGAAGGGUCUGGAUUUUUAGGGGGUGAGGGAUCAGUGAGUGGCCUCCAGGACCCCCAUGCCCUCAACCACCAGAACUUGACCCACUGUUCCCGCCAUGGCUCAGGGCCUAACAUCAUCCUCACAGGAGACUCCUCCCCAGGUUUCUCUAAGGAGAUUGCAGUAGCCCUCUCUGGGGUGCCUGGCUUCGAGGUGUCAGCAGCUGGGUUGGAGCUGGGGCUGGGGCUGGAGGAGGAGCUGCGCAUGGAACCACUGGGCCUGGAAGGGCUCAACAUGCUGAGCGACCCCUGUGCCCUGCUGCCUGAUCCUGCUGUGGAGGAUUCAUUCCGCAGUGACAGACUGCAGUGAGGGGACUCAUCAUCCCUCUAAUUGGCCCUGUUCCCCAUCACUGUUCCUUUCCUCCCAUCCCCCCUGGCCAGUAGAGACUACUCUGCCCCCAGAUCCUCUUUCUAACGUGAAUGAGGGAUCCUAAGAAUGAGAAAAAGCAAGGGGUUUUUCCAGGUGACUCCUGAAUUCUGCACAAGGGGUGGGCCUGGGGGAGCUCAAGGGAGGGUCUGAAGCACUUGUAACUUUGAACCGUCUGUCUGGAGGUCAGAGCCUGUUGGAAAGCAGGGGGUAGAGGGGAGCCCCAGAGGCAGGGCUAGUUCCAGAUGCCCAGGGGUGGGCAGUGCCAGCCCCUCGUCACCACUCUUCCCCUUGCAAUGGAGGAGAGAGCCAGAGUGGAUAUUAUUUUUUAUUAAAUAUAUUAUAUGUUAAUAAAA
Pteronotus mesoamericanus is the source of this 2664-nucleotide messenger RNA. It is a transcript of the gene CRTC2, whose product is annotated as CREB regulated transcription coactivator 2. NCBI's taxonomy places the organism in Eukaryota, Metazoa, Chordata, Mammalia, Chiroptera, Mormoopidae. The transcript has 15 exons. Gene Ontology annotation, biological process: positive regulation of transcription by RNA polymerase II; protein homotetramerization. The record is from RefSeq and is a predicted model, not a curated record. The coding region runs from base 92 to 2251 and encodes 719 amino acids. Gene Ontology annotation, molecular function: cAMP response element binding protein binding. Gene Ontology annotation, cellular component: cytoplasm; nucleus.